CUCUAUGUGUUGACAAGAUGGGUACUAUUCAUUCAACAAUGGAUGCAAGCCAUGCGAUUCCUCAUGAAAGACUUGAUCCUCAGAUGCAAGUUGAGACACUUGUGAACUUUUUAUGCAACUUUCAGCUUCUAAUUUUUGAGAAUAUUGUCCAGAUGGAGAAUACUUCGAUUUCACUUCCAAACUUUGCAGAAGCUGUCCUAGCACUUGUGAUGGAGCUUGAGCAUAUCAGAGUAGCUGAUUUGAGUGUCCAGUUGAUCAGAGUUUAGAUUUGAAGACUUUGGAAUGAGUUGAUAGUUGUGACUCACUAACUCAGGUUGAACUAACUGGCUUACAAAUCUCAUUUCCGAGUGUUUGAAGAGAUUUUGAAUAUUACGUAGAUCCUACUUCCACUGAGAUUAUUGAACUUGGAACUCAAAAGUAUCCCUACAGAACAUUGAAAUCAGUGACAUCAGAGAUCCUAAACUACCUAUCUCACCAGCAAACUGAAGUCAUGAUCUACAUCAAAGAUGCUUACCUUGAAGAUAAAACCAUGUUCUUAGUCAACAUCACUAACGUAAAAAUCACAACCCAUCCUAGCUACAGCUCAUGAGGCCGAAAGGCUACUCUUACUCUUACUGAAUUCUCCCAACCCUCACUCAGCGCCAAGGCCAAACUACACCUUCUGACCCACACAGACUUGCCCAUCGGCACCAUAAUCUCUUCUGGUUCCUUCUCACCUUAUGAACUGUCCCAAGUAGCCUCCUUCAGCUCCAACUUGGCUGUGCGGUCAGGGCUCGAGAUCUCGAACCUGAAGUUGGUCAGAGAAGAAGUGGACGACCUGAAGAACACUUUGUUCAUGAAGGGAGUCUUCUUGCAACAGAAAGCUUUUAAGUUAGAAGCCCACAAGAACUCCGUUGUCGACAUUCAAAAUUACACGAUGAUGAACUCCCAAGAGAGAACUCUAUCAUCGAAUCCAUCUGGGAUUGGAACAAAUGCCCCUGGAAACUGGACCAUUAGAAACCUCGAUGCAACCCAGUUUUAUGGAACUUUAAAUGAUCUAGUUAUUGCUAUUGGAGUUUUCAUAUUUCCUUACUGAAUCCCUGAAGACGAUUUAAUCAGAACUAUAUAGACAUUGAUGUUGCUAAGUUUAGCAUCCAUGUUCCAAACCCACUGAAAACGAAUGGAGUCUUUGGUGAUUUAUCGACACCUCAUUAUCGGAAAAGUACCCAAAUUUUUGAUCAUUUUGAAUUCUCGGACUUCAACGGGCAGAACACUGGCUUCUUCGGCUUAACUGGAACUUCUAUUGAUGUAUUGCAGAUUAAAAAUCUCAAGUUGGUGGAUAAUUAUGCUAUUGGAACUUGAAUGUUUGCAACUUAUUUUGGCAAAGUUAUAUUUGGAGAUCCUUCUGCAAAUGAGACAAAUGUUCACAUUGAAUCACUUUUCAUGUAUCAAGCUUCAAUAGUCAUAAUUCAAGAUGUUUCUCAUUUUGAGUUGCAUAAUGUCGAGUUCAUCAACUUUACUGGAUCUUCGAUUAGUUCACUUCCUUUUUAUCAGUAUAUCUGAUUGCAGCCGACUGUAUUCAAAGUUAAGUCUAUAAAGGCAACUCAGUCUAACUUUGGGACCUCACCAAUCUUGUCAACAAACCUUCCAGCUAGCUUAGUAACCAUAGAUGGCUUUGAAGUUACUGAAAGCCUUAUGGAUCCUGCUAGCUGCUUAAUUCUUCUUAGAAAUAUCAAAAGCAUCCAGUUUAACACAGGAAGAAUUUCUGGAGUCACUGUUUCUAGUCCAAGCGAUGUGAAUAGUGCAAUUCUGAAGAUUCAAGAAUACAGUUUGGAUAAUAGCCUGAAUUCGACAAUUAGUAAUUUUGAAGCAUCCGACAGUCAAGUCUCACUGUUCAACAUUGAGAAGUUGUCUGGAAGUGCACUGGAAGAGCAGAUUUUUGAAUUUACAAAUAUUUUUGUGCAUGACAUGGUCAUUCCGAGUUCAAGAAGUCUCAUUGAUACAACUGGUUUUGUAGGCACUGGAGACCUCAAAGUCAUAAUGAAUAACCUCGCCUUUGUAAGAGUGAAUUAUACCAGAAGUGGAAAUAAUCUCAAAUUCAGUCAUAGUCUAGAUAAAGAAAUCAUUGUCAAGAAUUCAUACUUCAGUAACUCUGAUUCCUCAUCGAUACUCCUGGAUAGAUCUGGGGAUGGAUCUGAUGUCAGAACUGUUGUAAAAUUUGAGAAUGUCACAUUCUCUAACAACAUUGUCAAGAAUAAAGCAGCUAUCCAAGUUAGCAAUGCAGUGAAACUAAUUUUAGUUGAUUCUGUGUUUACUCAGACAGGUUCACUUUUUGAAAGAUCCACACUCUUUCAUUCAGAAGAAGGCUCUGAACUUGUGAUUACAAACUGAGAGUUCAGUGAGAACUAUGGACUUGUAGCAUCCCUGUUUACUAUGGAGUCUGGGUCACAUGUUCAAUGUUUUAACUGAACAAUUAAGAAUAACUUUGCACUAUCUGGAGGACUUGCUAGAGCUGUAAGCAAUGGAUAUUUCAGCAUUGUAAACUCAAUGAUCACACAGAAUCAUGCAAUCCAGGCUUCAAUUGCUCAGAUUUUUGAUGUCUCUGAAACCAGUACAGUCGAUAGUUCUGAGCUGUCCAAUAAUAGCCCGAUCACGAGUAAUGAAUACGAAUCAGAGACGACUUCAUGUUCCAAGCUGUGUUUCCUGUCUGAUGAGUUUAAACAGUAUGUGGCAAAUGAUAAUUUACAUAAACUGGUUGAUUCCCAAGUGCUGUUUGAAGUUAUUUCAGGGUCUCUUUCUGUCAGAAACAAUUCAAACAUUCACUCUGAGCAGCACCCAAUUCUGAGCUUAAUGUCAGACAUUGAGAUUGAUUCAUCAACUCUGAGAAACCUCUCGUUCGCAUCAACAUCAAUAAAAGUGGCCACUUCAACAAUUGUUCUGAACAAUGUAACUUUCGAAGAUAUAUUUGCACAAGCAAACGCAGAGCUCAUACUUGGAGAUAUUGGAAGUGUCCUGAACUUGACAGAUGUCAUCUAUAAAUCUUCGAAUGCUCUAUUCUUAAGAAUUUCUUCAAGUCAGCUUUAUGCAAACCAAGUAGUGAUCGAAAAUAUUCAUACCCCUCAAGCACUGCUGAAUAUUGAGAAAGCAGAGAGGGUUUCAUUGAAUAAUUUUGAAAUCAUAAAUUCGACAGUGACUUCAGAUGAAUUGGUGCAUGUCUCAAGGUCUGCUCAAGUCGAAAUGGAUGGAUUUGUUGCAAGAAAUAACACUAACAAGAAUGUGAUGUCGAUCACCAAUUCUCAUGUUUCUCUCCUUCAAAGUCUCAACAUCCAAAGUUCCCUAAGAGCACUAGAAAUCAUCCAGACUACCAUUGAUAGAAUUAAUGGGUCUACUUUCAUCAAUAAUGGGAACAUCGAUUCCAGCACCGGAGGAGCUAUCUUGGUGCAGAACAGCAAAGCUAGGAUUGAGAACUCCACUUUCAAUCACAAUGUAGGCUUGAAAGGAGCAGCCAUCGCUUUUGAAUGUACAUCUUUGGAACUUUGAGAUUUAUCAUUGGAUGGUGUUAAUUUUACAAAUCAGAGGGCAUCUCGCCAAGGUGGAGCCAUAAACUAUAACUAUAAACCUCCAGUUACCACUAGCUGCACAUUUACAAACAAUAGUGCCCAGUACGGACCUGACAUAGCAAGCUACCCAAUCAGAAUCAGAAUGACACAAGACAUACACUCGGAUAUGAGCCUGACAAAUGUAGGCCCUGGCAUUGGAUUGGACUCUUCAAUCAAACUGUCCCUAUUAGACUUUGACAAUCAGACAAUGGUAAUGAAUAAUGCUGAUCAGAUUUCAAUAUUUGCAGUAGACACUCAGAGUUCUUCAGUUAGAGGCACCAACACAGUUCAACUCGAUAAAGGAGUCUCAGAAUUUGACUCUAUCCAGUUUGUGUCUGAGAUUGGCUCUAAGAAUGUCGAGUAUAGAGCAGUAUCUAAUACUAUUGACAAUACCAAAGUAAACAAACUCUUCGAUUCCUCAUUAGUGGAGAACCAGAUCACUGUGGAUUUCAGAUUUUGUAAACCAGGUGAACACAUCGAUAUUCAAAAUAUAUGAACUGAAUGAUCAGCUGGCACUUACUCACUCAAAUGGAACUCAACUUUCUGUCCUAAAUGUAUGAAUAAUGCUUUCUGACCUGGUAAAGAGCAAAUACAAGUCACUUCUGGACAUUGGAGGAACACUAGAAACUCUACUGAGAUCAAGGAAUGCUUAAAAUCAGAUGCCUGUAAGGGAGGGUUCGAUCCUGACUCCACCCACCCAGUUGAAUGAGCAGAAGGAUACACAGGUAACCUCUGAAGCAAAUGAGUGGUCACCAACGAUGUAAAGUAUGCACGAACUGGAGAUUAUGAAUGCUCUAAAUGUCCUAAUGCAGUGUUAAAUGCAAUCAGAGUCAUAGGAGCUGCUCUUCUAGUGUUUGCAUUUCUAUGUUUCAUGAUUAUUAUCAACAUCAGGAAGACAAAAGAAAGUAAUUUGUCUGUUCUUUUCAGGAUUCUGACUAACUACAUUCAGAUUGUGUCAACCUCAAUCAGCCUGACUGCCAACUACCCAAGCUCUGUGACAUCGUUCUUUUCUAUAGUCGAUGAGAUUGGAUCUUCAAGUGAAACUUUCCUGUCAUUUGAUUGAUUCAUUGAAGACCAUGAAGUGAAAGGUCCAUUCGGUUCAAACUCAGUGUUCAAACUAUUCUUGAUGGGUCUGUUGCCUAUUAUUUUAUUUACAUUGGUUGCAUUGAUAUGGAUAAUUAUCAAAGCUAUCAAGCCUUCCUCAGUAAAAAGCCUUGAGAGAAAUUUUGUUAUAUCCUUCAUUUCGAUCUUAUUCUUGCUGCAUCCAACAAUCACUGAACAAAGCUUUGGACUGUUUAGGUGUGUGGAGAUUGAUGAAGGAGUAAAUAAAGUUAGAGUAGAUAUGGAUAUAGAAUGAUACUCUGCAAGACAUCUAAAGUAUUGCCUGAUGAUAGCAGUCCCAAUCAUUCUUAUUUGGGUAAUAUGCUUUCCACUCAUUGCUCUGGUUCUGUUGAUAAAGUAUAUCAACAAGCCUGGAGAAAAUAAAAUCAAAGUUUACUUUUUAAUCCUGUUCCAAGGAUUGAAGAAAUCUUCAUUUUAUUGGGAGUUUGUCAACACAGCAAGGAAGAUAUCUGUGAUCAUCACCUUCCCUUUCAACACGACUACAAGGCUAUUCUGUGCUUUGGUCGUUCUAAUUGUAUUCACAAGACUAAAUAACACUUUAAAACCCUACAAAGAAGAGGCUUUCAACUCGCUUGAAAUCCUAGGCUCAAAUGCAGGAAUUGUAAUUCUAACUGCUGGUCUAGUAUACUCCCAAGACGAAGAAGUAAACUCCCUCAACACCAUAAUGAUGAUCAUAAUGAUAGCCUUCAACUUCUACUUCAUCCUGGAAUGGACUUACCAAUUCCUAAACCUAUACCUCACCCAGUACAAACUCCUACGCCCACUGUCCGCCCUCCUACGAAUCCUUCUCCUCAAGAAGAAACCGACCCCUCCUCCCUCAGAAGCCCCUUCCCACCCAAUCAACCAACCCUCAUCUCCCAGGAAGAAAAAGUCCAAGUCCAAGUACAAGCACAAAAAGUUGCUAAAGAAGAAGCAUUGCAAGAAGAAGCGUAUCAGGUUUGCCCACCAGUCCAGGAGAGACAUGAAGAGUCCAAGAAAAUUAGCCAAGGAUCCAUCAUAUCUCAAGAAAGUUUUAGAAGAAGGAGUCGUCUUUGAUGAUUUGAGUGAAACAGACAGAGCACUUAUGUUGAAUAAAAUUAGCACGAGAAGAGGAGGAAAACUGUUUUGGCCCUCUGCCAGGAAAAAUGAAUUGUCGAUAGAGGGGAGAUCAAGCCUAGAAGACGACAUUGAUUUGUAUCAAGAGAAUGAUUUUUCUAUGCAGAAAAGCAUACAAGCCCCACCAAUGUUUGCCAACUUAAAAGAAGAGUCCAAAAGCCAUCCUUCAAGAAACAGCUUCGAAAUCCCAAUAUCAAGCUCCUCAGACAGCCCAAGCUACAAAAUCCUCGCAGAUUUAAUCUACGAACGAAGCAAAGAAUCCAACUCAAACACCUCAAAAUCCAAAAAUCCAAAAACCCCAAACCCCCCAAAAAGCCUAUUAAGCCCUCCAACCUCCUAACUCAACC
This is a messenger RNA of Moneuplotes crassus, 6142 nucleotides long. The record is from the annotation of a GenBank genome assembly. Lineage: Eukaryota; Ciliophora; Spirotrichea; Euplotida; Euplotidae.